Messenger RNA from Moneuplotes crassus, 407 nucleotides. NCBI's taxonomy places the organism in Eukaryota, Ciliophora, Spirotrichea, Euplotida, Euplotidae. The record is from the annotation of a GenBank genome assembly.
AAAAUAAAUAAUAUUCUUCAGCAGUAAUGGGAGGUCACCAAUCUCGUGGAAAAGUCACAAGAGUAAGAAAAAUGAGUAAUGAUGACUCAAUUAGCAAUAAGAUUAGCGUCACUGCAGCUUCAACCUUCAGCGCAAGGACACCUAACCCAGACAAGGGGCCUCAUAGGAAGAAUAUGAGCCAGAAUCCAUUUAACCGCUCCUUUACACUGGGCCAGUCUCAACCUUUCUGAGUAAAAGGAAGGAAUUCUGAUCCUGGACCAGAGAAGGUUAAGCUAGACCUACCUAAAAUAAGCACAUGCAUAAUGAUGAUCCCCAAACCAUCGAAGAAUGUUAUUGUUGAGGAGCUGGAGGAGUACGAACUAGAAGACGAGAAAGUUUUCAAAGAACUAAUGGGAUCAAAUAACUAA